AGCGACGUUAAACUCUUUUGAAUUUGAAUUUUAUUAUUUUGUUUUAGCACAAGAUCUUUCUCGAUUUCUUUUCUUUUCUCGCGUAUUUUUAACUCUAUUUUGAAAGAACUAAGGGAUAUCUAGGACAUACGUAUUAUAAAGAGACAAAAUCGAUGUUCAACUAUGUCGAGCAGACGAAAUCUGCUAUUCAUAAUCGUAUUUAUCUUGAACUUCUUGGUAAACAAGAUGGCUAAUUCAGAGCUCUCUCAUGUUCAAAGAAAUACCAAGCCCUUGGAUGCUACGCAAACCAAUUAUUUGUAUCUGACCAACCGCUGGGAAUAGAGCUACUGAAUGAACGAGACAUGGAAAACAAGGCAUUUAACGGCACGCUCAUCGAUUGGCUGCGAUGGAACCAGUAUCUUCCCAGCCUGCUUUGCAGAUGUGCGGAGAGGGCUUCCGGCCAUGGAUAUGAAACUUUUGCGAUUCAUAACUUCGGUGUGUGCUGGGGUAUAAAGGAACACCAAGCCAACAUGUUGAACAAGACUGGGCAGUGCUGGGAUCGUUUUUAUGGACAACAAUGCAGCUCAAUUGGGGACUUUUGUACCGGUGGACCAUCUACUUACUAUUACUACAAACUAACAUAGAAAAAAGUACACACUCUAGUGUGCAUACCAUAUUAUAUCUGUGAAAACCUUUGUAAGGGAUUGCAUAAAUAUGCAUAAAUUAGUAAGUUCAGUAAACCGCACAAAUACAAAACUUUGCACAAUUUUGUUCUUUUACUUUUUCACGGAUAUAUGGUAUGCAUUCUCUUAUAAAAUUAACCAAUCACAAUGUAGAGGGCGAACUGUAGCCAAUCAGGAGAAAGGAGGGGUUUGGGAAGUAUAAAAAUUAACCAAUCACAAUGUA
Molecule: messenger RNA, 885 nt
Organism: Actinia tenebrosa (Australian red waratah sea anemone)
Lineage: Eukaryota; Metazoa; Cnidaria; Anthozoa; Actiniaria; Actiniidae
Molecular function (GO): serine-type endopeptidase inhibitor activity
Source: RefSeq, a predicted model, not a curated record